Molecule: messenger RNA, 759 nt
Organism: Cicer arietinum (chickpea)
Lineage: Eukaryota; Viridiplantae; Streptophyta; Magnoliopsida; Fabales; Fabaceae
Product: small ribosomal subunit protein uS15
Biological process (GO): translation
Cellular component (GO): ribosome; cytosolic small ribosomal subunit; nucleolus
Molecular function (GO): structural constituent of ribosome; small ribosomal subunit rRNA binding
Source: RefSeq, a predicted model, not a curated record
ACCUUUUUAUUCAGCAUUAGGGUUUAUCUUCUUUCUUGUUGGUCUUGUUGUCGCCGGUGCAGCCAAAGAGGGGAGUCGUUCUUCUACUCAAUCAUUCAUCAUGGGUCGUAUGCACAGUCGCGGUAAGGGUAUUUCAAGUUCAGCUCUUCCUUAUAAGAGGACUCCUCCAAGUUGGCUCAAGAUCUCUACUCAAGAUGUUGAGGAGACCAUCUGCAAGUUUGCAAAGAAAGGUCUAACUCCAUCUCAAAUUGGUGUUAUUCUUCGUGACUCUCACGGAAUUGCUCAGGUCAAGAGUAUCACCGGAAGCAAGAUUUUGCGCAUAUUGAAGGCUCAUGGUCUUGCUCCUGAAAUUCCCGAAGAUCUUUAUCACCUGAUCAAGAAGGCAGUGUCAAUUAGGAAGCAUUUGGAGAGGAAUAGGAAGGACAAGGAUUCUAAGUUCAGGUUAAUUUUGGUUGAGAGCAGGAUCCACCGUCUUGCGCGCUACUAUAAGAAGACAAAGAAGCUUCCACCUGUUUGGAAAUAUGAAUCAACAACUGCCAGCACUCUUGUGGCUUAAGAAGAUGAUCAGUGAUAUAGUUGUGCUGUCAGAGUACUUUUUUUUGUAUGCAAAUGAAUUGCUUUGAUGUGAUUUUCAAAUUUUGGAACAUUUGAAAUUCAUGUUAUGACUUUUUUUGUGAUGUUAGUUUUGAUGAUUGAUCUUGUUUCUUUAAUUGAUAUACACUUCUUUUUUCUACCUAAUAAUAGUUUUUAAAUUUUAUA